Molecule: messenger RNA, 654 nt
Organism: Ficedula albicollis (Collared flycatcher)
Lineage: Eukaryota; Metazoa; Chordata; Aves; Passeriformes; Muscicapidae
Product: tRNA-2-methylthio-N(6)-dimethylallyladenosine synthase-like
Exons: 3
Coding region: 88-654 (188 amino acids)
Biological process (GO): negative regulation of cyclin-dependent protein serine/threonine kinase activity
Cellular component (GO): cytosol; mitochondrion
Molecular function (GO): tRNA-2-methylthio-N(6)-dimethylallyladenosine(37) synthase activity; 4 iron, 4 sulfur cluster binding
Source: RefSeq, a predicted model, not a curated record
UGCCCUGGCGGGGAUGGUUUCCAUUGCCAGGAGCGUCGUGUCUCAGUAAGGACACAGCUGCUGCUGCUCUGCAGUCACGGCCCAGCCAUGCUGCGUUGCAGAGCACACAGUUUUCCCAGAGUCUGUCCUUUGGUUUAUCCUGUGUGGGCUACAGGUGCAGGCAUCUUUUGUGCUGCUUUCUUAACUCCACUGGUGGCAUUGAAGGCUUCUUCCCGCAGAGCAGGGGAUAGGAUGGGUUGUGGACAGGAGCUGGACAGGGUCCUGCAUCACAUGCCCUUUGUUGCAGUGUACCUGGAGACCUAUGGAUGCCAGAUGAACGUCAAUGACACGGAGAUCGUCUGGGCCAUCCUGCAGAAGAAUGGCUAUGCCAGGACAAAGAAGCUGGAUGAGGCAGAUGUGGUUCUUCUUGUCACCUGUUCUGUGAGGGAGAAGGCAGAGCAGGCCAUCUGGAACCGGCUGCAGCACCUCAGGGCGCUGAAGGCGCGGCGGCGCCCGGCUCGCGCUGCGCUCCGCAUCGGGAUCCUGGGUAGGGCUGCGCUGCAUCACCUGUGUCCCACUGCAGCACCCGCCUUCCCUGGGCUGAGAGCAGCUGGGAAGGGCUGCAGGCGAGUCACGGGAGCGGGAACUGCCCCAUCAGCACCUUCUCCUUCGUAG